GGCGAAUUGCGGAUUCAGGAUUUGAGGGUUUUAUUCGGAAAAAAUCCGGAAAUUGCUCUGAAACCAAAAAUGGAGAACCCAUCAUCAUCGGAAACUUCCGAGAUUUCCUCCGUCGUUCAUCCCAAUGACGGCGUUCAACUCCAGGAUCACGCCGUGCUUCCCGAAGUUCUCGAGCAUCGUGGAGCUGAGCAGAUAGUUGGUAUGUCUGCGGAAGAAGUAAAGAGGACAUUAGAAGCAGUAGCAUCUACUGGGAAGUUCUGGCAAGACUGGGAGAAACUAAAAGGAACACUAUCGUACUGGUUGAAGAAGGUUCUAUCGGAAUAUUCUGAGGCAAAAAUGACGGACGAACAACAAAAGGAAGCUCUUGGAGAAACAUACUCAGAGCUGGUUAGUCGACUGGAUGAAGCCCUUCUUAGUUUCGAUGAAGGACCUCCAUUUACAUUGCAGAGACUCUGUGAGAUCCUUUUGGCUGCAAGGAGCAUCUACCCAAAGCUCUCAAAACUCGCUCUUGCAUUAGAAAAGAAUCUGUUGGUUACUUCUAUGUUAGCCAUCAGUACAGACCCACAAUCACAAAUCGUUGAUGAUCCAAACACAGCAACCACAGACACAAUAACAACUGCUGAAAGUUGCGCACCAAAUGGAAUUGACGCAAUGGGAGGCGAUAAGGAUGAGAUAAUGACAGAGGUAGAAGAAGCAGAUGUUGAUGACGCAAUGACUAUUGACAUGGAAACAAUCGAUGAACCAUCAGAGACAAUGGCGACCACAAGUGAAAAUGAGACGCUAAGCGAAAACACUGCUGCACAACCAGCAUUGGAUUCAAUGGCUGCAGAGGAGGGAGAUUCGCGGUUGCCUUCAACGUGUGCCUAGAGAGUCAGACUUUGAACAGCUUUGAAAACUGAUCUCGAAUAUAAUGCUUGUUCUACGAGAAGAGACUUUCUUGGAUCUUGAUUUUGCACUAUAUUAAGUCUCAAGUAGAUUCGUGUUUCAGUGGAUUUUUUGGUUUAUAAGUAAAAUGCCUUUAUCCUG
Arabidopsis arenosa is the source of this 1026-nucleotide messenger RNA. Lineage: Eukaryota; Viridiplantae; Streptophyta; Magnoliopsida; Brassicales; Brassicaceae. The record is from the annotation of a GenBank genome assembly.